Messenger RNA from Onychostruthus taczanowskii (white-rumped snowfinch), 979 nucleotides. RefSeq names its product synuclein gamma (gene SNCG). The transcript has 5 exons. Gene Ontology annotation, molecular function: cuprous ion binding. Bases 262 to 633 code for a protein of 123 amino acids. Gene Ontology annotation, biological process: synaptic vesicle endocytosis; synapse organization; chemical synaptic transmission. The record is from RefSeq and is a predicted model, not a curated record. Lineage: Eukaryota; Metazoa; Chordata; Aves; Passeriformes; Passeridae. Gene Ontology annotation, cellular component: neuronal cell body; axon terminus; cytoplasm.
UUAACUCAUGCCAAGCUUUGCUCAUAAGAAAUUAGUCUAUUGCAAAUAAAUGGGGCUUUUUUCUUUUCUGGGGGUCCCAUCUAGAGAUCUGUAAAUUCUUCUUCCUUGUUCCACAGUUACCUGAACAUUCUGGUGGCAGCAGCAGUGAAUGAUGCUGUACAAAUGAGAAGAUAUUGAUGGAGGAGCUGGUUUUGGUCAAUGAAUGUAACAAUAGAGAGACUAAAAUAGUUGCACUGCAUUUGGUAAUAUCUUUCCAAUAUUAUGAGUGAAGUUCACCAAGAGAUCAACCCACAAAUGAAAGCUAUCUGUGAAGAAAAGCUAAACCUACAGAGAUUUUCGUCUGGGGAGUCUGAAGGCACCAAGACCAAGGAGGGCGUAGUGCAAAGUGUGACCUCAGUUGCUGAGAAGACCAAAGAGCAGGCCAACGUGGUGGGAGAAGCUGUAGUAGCCAGCGUGAACACAGUGGCAAACAAGACUGUAGAAGGAGCAGAGACCAUCGUGGCCACUACAGGAGUUGUAAAAAAGGAGGACCUGGCAGCGCCGCAGCCGCCCGAGCAGCCCAGGCUGGAGGGAGAGGGGGCCCCGGCAAGCACUGCAGGAGAGGGUGAAAUUGAAGGUGAUCCAUCAAGUUAGGGAAUUCUUGCUCAAAAGAGACCAUUCCAAGAGCAUACAUGGAAGUAUUAGCUGACACCACAACAGGAAAAUCCCACUGUCCAUAGACUAACUACAUUCAGCUCUGUAGUCUUGCACUUGCCUCAUAAACCAGUUGUACAAUAUAUGUAAGGUAGACUCCUCUAAUUGUAAGUGACGUGCAGGUGUGUAUUGGGCUGUGUGUCUUUCCCAUCCUCCCUCCUGGCCUUCCAGUUGCUUUGUAUAUUUUGGUUGGACUCACGAAUCUGUGUCUUGCAUCCAUAUGCACUGGCACUUGGGAUCACUAGGCAUUGUGAAUUUUUUUUAACUAAUAAAAAGUGUUUGAACA